GGAACCGCGCAUAUAAGACAGGAUAUGAAGGGGUCCCGUCCUUAGUUUAUCAAAGUAGCCGUAGAACUCGUUGGCAAGAGCCUUCAAUUCUCGUUCGCAUUAAGUCCCUUCCCUUUAUCGGUAUCCCUUUCGCGAAUUCAUCGACGUCGAUUAUUUCCUGUGCGAUCUUCGAAGAGUUGCCGGAAGCGUUGCCGGUGUUCAAGUUAAAAAUCUCCAUAUAAGCGCCCCACGUGGGGAGGGGGUAAUCGAUCGCUAAGGAUCUGCUCGCAUUUUUACAGACGUAAGGACGAGAAAGUGAGGAGUGUCUCGUGUUUCUCGGAAAGAGUGGACCGCCAGGAUGGCCUUCGCGAAGACAGCUUCCACUCUGCUCCUAGGUCUCUGGUGGGCCAUCUUGGUGUCCUGCAAGGACCAGAAUGUCACGGAAGUCAACAGCGGGUUUAAUGAGCCAGAUUUCCCUACUCCCGAAUACAUACUACCGUGCAACAGGAAAGACCCAAAGAUCGAGUCGUGUUUUCUUAGCACGCUCACUCAUAUCCAGCCCUAUUUGGUGAAAGGUAUCCCAGAAUUGGAUGUGCCUCCAAUAGAACCAUUGGUGAUUCCUGAACUGAAGAUGGAGAACGGUCAAGGUCCGGUGCGUGUCAGAGCGAUUUUCACUAACAUCACCACGAUAGGACCAGGAAACUACAGCAUCAGCAAAGUGCGAGUGAACAUAUCAUCGUAUAGGUUCGAUCUACAUCUAUCUUUGCCGAAGAUCGAUAUUCACGGCAGCUACGACAUCAACGGGAACGUACUUCUCUUCCCUAUUCAAAGUCACGGCGAUUUUUGGGCAUUAUUCGGUGACGUAAAGGCAAUCGCUCGUAUGCAAGGUGUCGAGGAAGUGAAGAAUGGUGUUCGUUACAUGAAAAUCUCUCGAUUGUUAAUCGACUUCAGUCUCGGUCGAGCCAGAUUUCGCAUAAACGACCACCUGAACGGCAACAACGUGAUCGGCCAGGCGAUGAAUCAGUUCCUGAAUCAGAACAUCAAAGAGAUAAUCGAGGAGAUGAGACCGGCGGCCAGCUCAAGUAUCGGCAAGUACUUCAUGGACUUCCUGAACGGCGUUUUCACGAAAUUGCCCCUGAAAAUUUGGAUGCACGAUGCGUAAUAGUUCCCUACGACAUACAAAAUUCACACGCGACAUCCAUGACUGCUGCAUUACUCCAUUGAAGUGCGAACAUACAUUUCAUAAUUGUGAAAAGGUAUCAUAAUCCCUAUCAUAAUAAUAUUUGGUAAAUAGUGCGUAAGAGUAAUCAUAAUUUGUUACGAUUUGUAAUAUGCAAGAGAUACCUACGCGUAGCGAGCACUGAUUAUGAUCUGUCGUCCAAAUAAUAAGGCUGAUUUUUCAAAACAAAAUUCAUACGUAUUUUGAAUUGAACUAAAUAAUAAAAUUAUUAUAAAUUUAUUAUGCUUAAACCAAUUUGAAAGUACUGAGCCUGGAUCGACAGUGUAAACGUUUUCAAACUUUUGUUUUUAAAAUUGUUACAUUUGAAUUGUUAAAUUUCGUCGUUAACUGAUAAACUGAUAUGAUAUUCAUUUAUUAGGAUAUUGUAGUUGUAUUAUAAGUGUUUAAUUUCUUUUUUAUUACUUUAUUGCGUUGCGAUUAAUCAUAUCGUAAGAUUUAUCAUCAUAUAGAAAUAUAAGAUAGAAAUAGAAUUACGAAUACGAAACUGUAUAAAAUAGAUAUAUUUAGUAAAGCGUAAGUAUUAAGAAUUAUCACAUUUUAAUUACUCUUCAACAAAAUAAAUAAAUAUGUCUACCUCGAAAUAAAUAAAUUUUAACUUUACAAAACGACAUAUGCAAUUCAAGAAAUAAUGAAGUAAUGCUCCCGUUUAAUGAUUCAUAAAAUGUUCAAGUCUUCGAUGUUAUCGAAUUGUUUAGAGAAAAAAUGUAAUUUCUUUGUCGGAUGGCAUCAUAUUUAGGGGGCAGGAACAUGUACAAGCGAUUGUAGGAAAACAUAGAUAAAUGGGGUGUUCCAAACGGAGUAAAGUCGGCUCCGCUCUCCGCUCCUCCUACGGUCGCUCGUAGAUUCACGCCCUGUAACACGCUCGCGAGACGCUUGGCAGCGCG
Molecule: messenger RNA, 2103 nt
Organism: Temnothorax curvispinosus
Lineage: Eukaryota; Metazoa; Arthropoda; Insecta; Hymenoptera; Formicidae
Product: protein takeout-like
Exons: 4
Coding region: 338-1141 (267 amino acids)
Source: RefSeq, a predicted model, not a curated record